Nicotiana tabacum (common tobacco) is the source of this 1185-nucleotide messenger RNA. Its product is annotated as peroxidase 7-like. Gene Ontology annotation, molecular function: heme binding; peroxidase activity. Gene Ontology annotation, biological process: response to oxidative stress; hydrogen peroxide catabolic process. The record is from RefSeq and is a predicted model, not a curated record. Lineage: Eukaryota; Viridiplantae; Streptophyta; Magnoliopsida; Solanales; Solanaceae.
CAAAUCAAGCAAUUAUUCCACUUCAUUAUUUCAAUUGAAGCCCCUCUUCCUCAAAUUUCGAAGAAUGAAGAGUUUUUCAAGUACCGCAACUUUGCUUUCCCUCACGGCCUUCUUUCUUGUGGCCGUCGUUUCUGCUUUUCCAUUUGACGACAUCAACCUUCCUUUCGAUUACUAUAGCCUUAGCUGUCCCAAGCUUGAGGAAAUUGUCCACAACAAAAUGGAGGAAUGGGUUAAAAAAGAUUAUACCCUGGCUCCUGCCCUCAUGAGGUUACAUUUCCACGACUGCGUUGUUAGGGGAUGUGAUGCUUCAAUACUAUUAGACCACGAAGGAAGUGAGAAGAGUGCAAAAGCAAGCAAGACAUUAAGGGGAUUUGAGGUAAUAGAGGAUAUCAAAAGAGAAGUGGAGAGAGUGUGCCCAAGGACAGUGUCUUGUGCUGAUAUUUUAACCGUAGCUGCUCGAGACGCCACACUUGCUGUAGGUGGUCCAUUUUGGAUGGUUCCAUAUGGUAGGAAAGAUGGUACAGUUUCAUAUGCUAAGGAAGCUGAUCAAUUGGUCCCUACGGGUCACGAAGUAGUCACUGAUUUGCUUGAACUCUUCCAGUCCAAGGGCUUGAAUGUUCUCGACUUGGUUGUCCUCUCUGGAGCACACACAAUUGGAAGAACCACAUGUGAAUCUAUGCAAUACCGAUUAUACAAUUACAAUGGAACUAGGAAAUCAGAUUCAAGGCUGGAUCAUCUCUACUUAAACUAUUUGGAGAGGAAGUGCAGAUGGGCAUCUGAAUAUGUUGACCUUGAUGCUGUUACUCCCAAGAAAUUUGAUGUUCAGUACUACAAGAAUCUGCAAAAGGGAAUGGGACUUUUGUUGACAGACCAAUUGCUCUACUCAGAUCCAAGAACUGCACCUAUUGUCACAGCUUUGGCUACUCAAUCAGACGUAUUUGAAAACCUGUUUGCAGCAUCUAUGGUCAAGCUUGGAAAUAUUCAAGAUUAUCUUAGCGUUGAUGGUGAAGUCCGACUCAGUUGUGCCAGUGUCAAUAGUCCUGGUUAUUAAUAUUUUCACGGCUUUUAAUGUUAUAUAUAUAGUGUUAUUAUGCUAUCAGUAUGAAUUUGUUCCAUUUUUUUUUCACUACUACACUAUUUUGUACUUCGAAAUUUGCAAAUUAAACUACGAAAUAUUUAAUUAUC